Molecule: messenger RNA, 1170 nt
Organism: Porites lobata
Lineage: Eukaryota; Metazoa; Cnidaria; Anthozoa; Scleractinia; Poritidae
Source: the annotation of a GenBank genome assembly
AUGGUAGCGGUUGCCGUGCAUUUAAAAUGGCACCAAACCUUUCUGUUUCUUUUCCAAACUAUCUUAUUCGUGGCCGACACGACCACUGAUGUACUCACUAGCCUGGAAUACAGAGAACAAAGACACACACAGUGGUUUGCAGUAAGCCUCGGACUGACAGUCAUUAGUAUGGUUUUCCUCAGCAUUUGGUCCAUAAUGGUGAGCACAAGUCGUUUACUCUCAAAGGAAGAGGACUCAGUGGAAGUGGAUAACCCAGACGUCAUAUUCCGCAAUAAUCGUCUGAAUUUCCUCUUAAGUCUUUUAUGCCUAGGACCCCCUCUCCACAGCUUUCAAAUGUUCCUUGUCUGUGCCUCUCGUUUCAAAGAGCUGUGGAAGUCAAGCACCGGUCUGCUCAUCGAAAAGGAACGCCUCUACUACCUCUAUGUCCACACGCUGAAUUUGAAAAUGGCUGAAGGCUUGCUGGAAGCCGCCCCACAGCUUAUGAUACAGGUCUAUGUUAUGCUGGAAAAGAGGGAAACUGUCAGUCUGAUCCAGAAGAUAUCCGCGCCGCUCUGUUUGCUUUCGCUUACGUGGAUGAUCACAUCUAUGGAGGCGUUUCGUGAGUUUAAACACUACAACCUUAAACUCAUUCACAAUCUCAUAAUCUUUCUUAGCAACUUAGGAAUCAUCGCAGCGCGAGCACUGGCGAUUGUAUGUUUCACGAUUGCGUUUCCAUGGUGGAUCUUUCUCUUGGUUGGUGUGCAUUGUCUUAUCAUCAACUUCACCGGAUUCGUAUUGUGGCGAUCCAACCGAAAACAGGACAUGCUGGUGUUUAUUUUCGCCUAUUCGCCGCUGUAUCUCUUUGUUUACAGUUCAUAUUAUUUGAAAAAGCUCAGGGGAGAUGCACCUUUUGGUCUAGCUCGACUAGUGGUUGUUACAGUCUCAUGGCAUGUACUAUUUACGUUGGAAAACAUCGGUAUGAUCUUAGGGUAUUAUUUUAGCCCUCACUAUAAGCCACAGUGGUUUCCGAUCUUUGCUGUUGCUAUCGUUACCGCUGGAAAUCUUGGAGGGAUACUGUUAAAAUCAUUAUCGUGGUAUUGCUGCUUUCAAAAGGAAGAGGACGAGCAUUUAAAUAUACAAAGGGCUAGCACUCUUAUGGUAACAACCGGCCAUACUAUGAACCGCGUAUGA